Molecule: messenger RNA, 3516 nt
Organism: Adineta steineri
Lineage: Eukaryota; Metazoa; Rotifera; Eurotatoria; Adinetida; Adinetidae
Source: the annotation of a GenBank genome assembly
AUGGCAUCAAAUAAAAAUGUUUCAAUGUCGACAGUGAAUAGACACAACAUUGUAAAUCAAAAUAGAUACCAUGUUAAAGAAGUUCCUUACUAUAAUUUUGAUAUUCUUGAUUUUGAUGAUGAAAAUGAAAAUCAUUUGACUGAAGAACAACGAUGGAAUAGAAUAAAAGAAGAAUUUACUUUCGAUUAUAAAUUUAAUAAUCUAGUUGAUAGUUUAGAAGCAAACGAUGAUGAUAAUGAUGAAGAAGAAGAAGCAGAAUUAACAGAACAAACAUCAUUCAUAAACGUUAAUACAAUCAAUCUUGAUAAUGAAAUAUGUGAAGAACAAGUGUUAUCACAACGAUUAAGUCAAUUAUCGACAAUAGAUCAUUAUGAAUCUGAACCAUCAGUCGUAGCUGGAAAAAGACGACGAUUAUCAUUGAUAUUGACCACAUUAGAACCAAUUACAAAACGAGUGCGAACAACAACAACAACAACAACAACAACUGUUAAUGUUAAUAGAGAGAAAGAUGAUUCUAUAUAUGAUUAUUUAUUAACAAAUAAUAAAUUAUUUGAUCAAAUGAUUCAAAAAAUUGAUAUUAAUAUUAGUGCAUAUGACAUCGAUCAUUUACGACAGAUUGCUUUUUUCUCACAUAAAAUCAAUCAUUUGAAUCUUCUUCAUAAUGUAUGGUCUGCUUAUUUACAAUAUGGUACUGGUCAAAUAAAUGAUCAUGAUUACGAUCAUGAUGUACAAGAAAUAGAAAGUAUAGUAGUCGAUGUUGAUCGACGAUAUUGGCCACAAGAAGUCAUAUCAGAAAUGUUAACAAAAGAAAAUAUUACUGCAGAACAACUAGUUCAACAACAUUUACAUGACUAUGAAAAUUCCAUAAAUGAUUAUGAAAUAAAAAUGAAUAAUAUAAAAUCUCAUCUUAAUUGUUGGUCACUUGAAAUGGAACAAGCAAUACAAACAUUUGUUUGUCAAUAUAGUACUACAUCACUUCAAAUGAAAUAUGAUGCUAAAAUAUUUCUACUAAAAUUUCAAUAUAAAGAUGAAAUACUUCAACGUAAAUAUCAACAACUUCAACCAACUGAUUAUCAGAAACAAAUAGCAAAACAAUUGUAUGAUUUAGAAAUAAAUUUAGAAACAGCAAAAUCUAGAUUAAUCCAAUAUCAAAAACGAGUUCUCUAUAAUAAACCACCAAUCUAUUAUGAUUGUUUACAAAUUUCACUUCCAUCAACUAUCAAUACUAUAUCAAAUUUAUAUCUGCGUCAACAAUUAUUAAAUCGAUAUAUUAACUUAAUUCAACAAACAAAAACAGAUCUCAUGACUAUUGAUCUAGUAGGAAAACAAGCAUUAAUCUAUGACUAUCAAACUAGAUUUGAUCAAAUAAAAAACAGUAUGAAAGAAAAUAUUCAAGAUAAACAAAUGACUUCUUCGUUGACAUCUUUAAUUCAUCAACGUUCAAUGAAUAUGAAGAAAAAAAUUCAAGAAAAGUCAAAUAUUAUAAUUAAUUAUUGUAUACAAAAUUCAUAUGAUCAAUUACAAUACUUUGAAAAAUCAGAAGAUAAGAAGAAUUUUAAACGACUAGGUUUUUUACCACAUCUUAUUAUUGAUCCAACGAUUACUAAUAUCUCUUCUCAUCUAACGGAUCAACAAAUAAAAAUACUAAAUCGUGGACCAACUUAUGUUGCACCAGGUCAAUUACAUAUUUCAUCUCCAUUUCAAACACUAGAUCAAAUGAUUAUGAAACAAUAUGCACCAUUGAGACAUCAAUUAGCAAUUAUAUUUGAUAAAUAUCAUAUUAAUUUAUCACGUUCAGCAAAAAUUCAAAAUGAUGCACAUACAAAUAUGAAAAAAUUCUAUUCGAUUCCAUUACCAGAUGAUAUUUAUCAACGUGCUAUGUAUGAAAAUCAACUUAUUCACAUGAUUCAUCAAUCAUUAAAGAAAAGUAAUGUCAUUCUACGAAGAACGGCUGAUCAAAAUAAUCUAUUUUAUCUUGGUAAUAAAAACGAGUUCAUAAAUCUAUCAAAUCAAUAUAUGGAAAAUAAUACUGAUGAUUAUAAAAUUCUUUUUGAUAUGAAUCAAAUGAAUGUGGAAAAAAUACAAGAACAAUUAAAGAAAAAAUAUGCAUUGAUUAAUUGUGAAUUAGAAAAAUUAUUUAAUAAGAAAAAAAACAAUGAAUAUCUAUAUAGAAAACUUCGAAUUCAUAUUGAACAUAUUAAAAUACCAUAUCUCUACUUUUUACCAGAUGUUUCUACGGAAAAAUCUAUUCAAGUAAAACCAAUGAUUAUAGCACAUCGUAGUGCAACAUCGAAAAUAGCUCAAUAUCUUAAACAAUUACUGCGACCAUUAGUUGUUCGUUAUAUACAUCAAAGAGUAUUUGUUAAUGAAGCUGAUUUUAUCCAAAAACUUCUUGCUUAUACAGAAAAAGACCGUCAUCUUCAUUCAACUACUUUAUUUGUCAAAAUAAAGAUUACUAAUUUUUAUAAUAUGGUAUCACAUAAGACAAUGAAUGAUACAGUUGGUAGCUUAUUACAUAAUUCUCUAGCUACAAAUAAAAUUCAUUAUACAUCAAUUCUUUCGAAUCAAACUCAAACAAUCUCAAUUAAUACGAUUCAAAAAUUAAUUGAAUUAUAUCUUGGAAAUAAUAUUUUUUAUUAUAAUAAUAAAAUUUAUGAAUUUAUUCAAGGUAGUCCAAAUAGUUUAUUAUUAAGUGAACUAUUAUCUAAUAUUUAUUUAAAUUAUUAUGAAUCUAAAUUACAUAACGAUCCAAGAUUAAAAACAGAAUUAUAUGGCAGAUAUAAAGAUCAAAUUUUUUUUACAUGGAAUAGCUCAAAAGAAGAACUUCAAGCACUUCUUCAAACUACGAAUCAAAAACAUUCUAAUGUUCAUAUCGAAGCAUCGUUUGGUAGAUCUAUUCAUUUUUUAAAUGCACAAAUAGAAAAUCGUAAUGGUCAUUUAUAUACAAGUGUUUAUCAUGAUAAAACACAAAUAUCAAAAUAUAUUUUACCAUAUGUUGUUCGUGAUACUAAAGCACAACAUGGUCAUUGGUUUCGAUCUGCUCUAAUACGAGCAGUUCGUUUUUGUUCAAAUUAUAUUGAUUUUAUUGAAGAACAAAGUUAUCUUCAAAUGUCAUGUUUAGCAAAUGGUUAUUCCAUCGAUUUUAUUGAAAUACAAUUGAAACAUGUUUAUAGUCGUUUUAAUGCUGAAAAAAUUCGAUUUUGUCUUGAUCAAACAGUUUAUCAACGUCUUCGUCAACGAGUAUUAGUUUUUAUUGAUGAACAACGUAUAAUGCUUGAUAAAAAUCAAGCAUUAGAAGAUCAAGAAUAUAUAUUUCAUUUGUCAUAUCGAUAUGAUUAUGGUUCAUCCUAUGCAUAUAAUGAGGAAUUUCAUAACACUUGGACAACUAAUUUGGAGUUUGAUCAACAAUUAUCACAUCCAAAUGCAAAAGUUAUUCUAACUCCAAAACAAAUUUAUUCGUUGAAUACUUUAUUAGCUGAAGAAAAAUCUUCGAAUGAAUUAUUCAAAAAAUCAUAA